AGGGGGAUCAGGUCAUCGUUCAAGAAAAGUUGCGGGAGUAAUACCCGAUGUCAGCACCUUAUAAGCGUAACCAUUAGCGUCGGUUGGCGUUGUGCAAGCACCACACAAAACCACAAUACUCAAUACUCUCUGGCAAGCAUUCGAAAACACACUUUAUUUGAGCUUCACACAAAAUUCCACAUUACGUUAAUUAUAACUUAACGUUUGCCGUUUCGGUUACGUACAAAAACUCUUUUAAUACCCCCCCCCCUUUUCUUUCCAACGCAACAAUAUUUCACUACAUUAUUUUAUAAUUAAUUUACAGACAAAGCAAUCCCUUAACGAAGUGGAUUUGAUUUUUCCGCAGUCAUAACAGAAACGACAAAAACAAAACAAACACUUUUUCGCGGACUGUUUCAGCUAAUGCCAGCAUUGAUAGCAGCUGUUAUAUAUCAGCAUCAUUUGUAUAUUCUCAGGUGUGCAUUCAGUCCUUCGCUGACAACAGUAGUUCCUUAUUGCGGUGUCUGCAAAUAUAUAACAAUAUAUAAUAAACGACUAAAUAGGAGGGGUUUAAUCAUAAGUGGAGGGGAAUUCAGUGCUGCAAUAUUGGCUGUUCUGCUGUGUAUCUGCAAAUGCUACAUUUGAAAAGUUACAUACAUGGCGUCGUACGCGUCGUAUGUGGAACGAGUCUGUCUUAUGAUGUCUGUGUUAUGAAGGUUAGGUUUGGGAAUUGAAAGUGGGUCAUGAAAUUCUUUAAAUUGGACUUCGAUGGCGCAUUCUUUAAUGCCGAUGUAAUAUAAUAAAAAACGUGUCCGACCACACGAGAUCGUUCAAAAUAUUAAUAAUAUCAAUUUGAUAUCCUGAAUAUGAGAAAUGAGAACUUAGCAACUUGGACUUGUUUGUAAUCCUUAUCGAUUAUUGUGGAUUUUGAUGAGCAUUUGAAGUUAUAUUUGCAAUUACUUACUGUAUUUAUUUUCUGUCAGCUAAUAGUAUUAUUUAUAAUUUACUUUAAACAUGACUCUUUCAGGUUGAAAUUAAUUUUUAGAUGAUUGUAUGAUAACCAUUUUUACAUGAACAGAAUUGAGUAUCAAAUAUUGAAGCAAUGAGCGAGGUAGUAGUCCUGUCAUCGGGAGAUGAUUCAGAACCUGAAAAGGUUGUCAAAAAAGAAUAUGUUGAGGAAGAAAAAGGAAGCAAAAGACACCUAGACCAUUCAAAUGAGUCUGCAAAGAAACGAAAAAUUGUACCAACACCUGUAGGACAAGUAGAAAAUAAACCAAAGGAAAUAUCAAAGAGCAAUGGUUCUGCAAGUCCUUUGACUGAAAAUCAUGAAGUUGUCUUUAAUGAGUUUGUAGAUGACUGUUUAAGAUUAGAUAGUAGCAGCAACAUGAAAAAAAUAAUCGAGAAGAAAUUGAAAAAAUAUUAUUUCCUUUUGGUACCUGCAUAUCGCAGUUCAGAGCAGUUUCAAGUUUUCUUGGAAAGAAAAAGUGCAGAAAUGCAGCGCAGCCCUUCACAGCGAUUCAUACAUUUAAAAGAAGUUGUGGACGAGUUGAAUGUUCAUCGUUCUGAUAAAAUUAGUGUGCGAGAAUCGAAAGUUUCUGACCAGUUUGUAAGGAAACUAUGCAAAGCAAUGGAGUUAUUACAUCGGAAGAUAAAGAAACUUGAGGAGAAGCAAGUUGAUUGGGAAGAUGAUAAUGACUCAACUUACAUUCAGAUGCAGCGGUAUCGAGAAAGACUGAUAAAGAUUCAUGCCAAAUUACAAGAAUUGGAAGGAAAUACAUCAUCUGUAUUUUGCAGGAGAAUAUCUUUCUCAGGUUCUAAAACAGUUGAACUUCAUCCAAGACAGAAAUAUAUUCUUCUGCUUGCCAAUUGUCUUAAGCGCCAGCUGUUACCGCCUCAGAGUGUCAUCACUAAAAUGAAUAUUGUAAGAAUUGAUACAGAUCAUGUUGAAGAGCAGAUGAGAGCUUCCAGUACACAGUUUCCAAAAGUGAACAGAGCCAUUGAAAAAUAUGUUAAUACCAAAAGAGAGUUCCCGGACUUCAAAGAUAUUCAUGAUCUUCUGAAAAUCUCAUAUCACAAUGAAAAUAUUGAAAUCUCAAAAGAAAAGCUAAGACGAGAAGCAAAAUCAGUAUUUCUAGAUAUUGGUGAGCAACUGCAGAAAUUGCGAAAAAAUGAAUUCUGGGAAUCACACCGAACCUACUUGGAAGAAGAAAACGAUCCUGCAGAUCAAAAUGAAGAAUUGAAAAUAAAAUUGGAUGAAAAUAGGAAGACAUUCCAAGAGAAAAUUGAUGAGGUUAUCAACUCUUUUGCAGAAGAAAAGGUCAAAAAGGCUCAAUUUGCAUCAGAAGAUAGUAAUUCUUCUGAAGCAGUUAACAAAGGGAUCAAUUCAGAAGAUGAAAAUGGGGAAGAAUGCGAGGGGGAUGAGGAGUGCAAUGCUGACAGUGAUGAAGAAGAGGAGGAAGAGGAAGAAGAAAAUGAGACAGUAGAGACAAUGGAUGAUAUUCUUGGUGAAAUUGGAGAUGAAGAAGCUGAAGAUAGUGAGUCUUAGAUUUCUAUUUGUAAUUUUUGUUAUAUUAUGUUUCAGUUCAUAAAUUAUGCAAUAAUGAAUAAAGGGAUAAAAAUUCUCGGAUGAAAAAUUUGAAAUGUGUUUCUUUUCUUGAUGUAAAUGAGAGAAUUUAACACAAUGAACAAGUUAACUUAAAGAAUAGUAUUCCUUUAAUUCUGAGAGGAGGAAUUUUGAUGUUCAAUUUUACCAAUAGUCUAAGAUAAAUGUGACUACAAUGAAAGUUCCCAUGGUAGUCACAAGGUGUGACUCUGAAAGGAACAAUUUAUUUUAUUAUAUCACUGCUGAUAUGUAAGCUUUAAGUUGCGUGCAUUAAUAGGAUGAGAAUUUGAAGAAGCGAAUUUUUUCAAAUUUGAUUUCUAAAGUUCAAUAUAGUCAAAAGCCUCUAGUCAUACGUUAACACUGUUUCCUUUAAUUUUUACUUUUUUGCACUGUUAUGUCACACUGUCACAUGUCUGAAGACAAAGUAUUUUUGUUUUUUAUUACUACUACUACUACGACUAUGACUACGACCACGACCACCUCCACCUCUAUGACCACCACCACGGUAAAGCAUUUGAUUUCCUUAACCGCUUUCUCCGUUGCUCUAAGAAGAGGAUCUCGUAUGUUAAUUAGGUGAAUAAAAGGGCUUUCAAAGAAUGGACCUGUCAGUGUACACAUGGGGUAAUUUAGAGCCAGUUUUGAGAACAUUUUGAAAAUAUUGUUGGUGCUUUGUAAAGCACCCCGAAAAAACAAAAUAUCAGUUUCAAAGUCAAGGGGCUGUGACAUUUGCCAUAUCAUUUGGGGAAUAUCCUCUGUACAGUUUAGUAUGUAUUGUUCACAGACAGACAAAAAAGACCCUAGAUAUGGCAGAGGCAGAGAGUGCAUGUAAUGUCAGGUGGGGCAAGGGGUACUGCUUGAUGCUGAUCCGGAAGAGAAAAAAUAUUGCAAAGAAUAUUCACAUCAUCAGCAGUGGGAAUUGUUCUUCCCUUUUGAAUCAAUGAGGACAUAUUGUUUACAUGUAGUAGUAGUAAGUGGGGCAAUUGGCAAUGAAUUGGAAGGGUGAAUAAAGUCCAUCAUUUCAAUGCAGUAUUUCUGCCCCCUGAGAUCAUUGUUGAAGGUACAACUGUAACAAAUCUACAGCAAUAUCAUGAAUUCCAUUCAAUGAUAAUUUUGAAAGUAAAAUAUUCUGAUCAAUGACAUUAAGUGCUUGUGAAAGAUUUAAAAAUAUUCAAAUAGGUACUUCAUUUUGAUUCAGUGAUGAAAUGACAUCUUAAAGAAAAAAAAUUAUUGUCUGUUUCCGUAGAUUUUAAUUGUGUUGAUAAUCUGGAAAUGCUUUAUUUUUUCAGAGAGGUUUCCAUUCAUACUUUAAAAAAAAUACUCUCUAAUAUUGUUUAAUAACUAUCAAAAGAGAAAUUGUCUGAUUCUUUUAAUUUCAUUUUUAUUGUCUUUUUGAAGAGGCUUAAUGUUAACUGUUUAUGAAGUAUCUGGUAAUGUUCCAGUGCAUAAGGGUGCAUUAGAUAUAAAAGUUGGUGAAUCAUGGUUGGCAAGUCUGUAACAGUAAAUUCGCAAAUUCAUCAACACUGACUGAAUAUUUAUUUUUUUUGUUUCCGAUUACUUUUGAGAAUUUCAUGGGUUUUUAAGUUUCAGAAACAAACAUUGUGCUAAAAAAAUUGGGGGAAAUGACUGUUGUAGAAUGUAGUGGCUUAAGACCCUUCAUUACCUCAACUGCAAUUCUCAAAUAAUAUUCAUUGAUGAGACUAGCAACUGUUCCUGUAUUAUUCACUUUCCCAUCAUUAUCUUUGAAAACAAUAUUCUCUACCAGGUUUGUGGUUGUUGUAUUUUUUUACUCUACUCCACAUUGCUUUUGAUUUAUGAGAGUUCAAAAUAUCCUCAUCAUGCUUCAUGAUUUUAGCCUGCCUUUGACUUUUCUUUAUAUUGAUUUGUGUUUUUGGAUAUUGAGUACAUGCAUGUACAUAAGUUCAAAUUCUUGCUUGAGAAAAUAUUUCAGUUGGAAACAUUCACAGAGGCGUUUUGGGUCCUAGAUAGUGCACAAGUGAAGUAAUUUGUUGUUGGCUGUAAAAACAUCCAAUCCA
Molecule: messenger RNA, 4614 nt
Organism: Gryllus bimaculatus (two-spotted cricket)
Lineage: Eukaryota; Metazoa; Arthropoda; Insecta; Orthoptera; Gryllidae
Source: the annotation of a GenBank genome assembly